Amblyraja radiata (thorny skate) is the source of this 446-nucleotide messenger RNA. Its product is annotated as histone H2A, sperm-like. The transcript is spliced from 2 exons. Gene Ontology annotation, cellular component: nucleosome. NCBI's taxonomy places the organism in Eukaryota, Metazoa, Chordata, Chondrichthyes, Rajiformes, Rajidae. Bases 1 to 366 code for a protein of 121 amino acids. The record is from RefSeq and is a predicted model, not a curated record. Gene Ontology annotation, molecular function: protein heterodimerization activity; DNA binding; structural constituent of chromatin.
AUGGUCAUGUAUGGUACACAGGUCCAGAAGUUAGACCAAAAGGGAUCCAGGGAUCUUUGGUUCCCGGUCGGUCGUGUUCAUAGGCACUUGAGGAAAGGCAACUAUGCUCUGCGGGUGGGUGCAGGAGCCCCUGUCUAUCUGGCUGCUGUGCUCGAGUAUCUGACGGCUGAAAUCCUCGAGCUGGCCGGCAACGCGGCCCGGGACAACAAGAAGAGCCGCAUCAUCCCCAGACAUCUGCAGCUGGCCGUCCGCAACGACGAGGAGCUCAACAAGCUGCUGGGAGGGGUGACCAUCGCUCAGGGCGGUGUGUUGCCCAAUAUCCAGGCCGUGCUGUUGCCCAAGAAAACCGGUGGAGCCAGCAAGUAAGCGAGAGAAACUCAACAUAGUGACCCAAAGGCUCUUUUCAGAGCCACUCACCAUGUCUGUGGAAGGGCUGAUCAUCGAUU